CUCUCCUCCUCACUCUCUCAUCAUCCCUCUCUAUUGUCCCCCCACCGUCUCCUCUCGAUCCUCCUUCUCGCCAUCUCUCUCUGACAUUUGAGCUACAGAGCGAAGGCUGUCUGUUUAGUCUUUAAUUUGUCUCACUGUCUUUAUUCUUCAUCCCUUGUUAAUCACUGGCUGCAUCCCAAGUAGGGCAUCUUUCCUUCAUUCCUUUCUCUCUACUCAUUCCUUGUUCUCUCUCUCAUGCGCUGUGUCUCUUUCAUGGACUUGACAGGCAGCAUAAUAGAUUAAGACACGCUGCAGUCAGGACUGCUGCAGGGAGAAGAAGCUGCUGCAGUGUAUGCUGUGCGUGUUUGUCCGUGUGUCUUUGUCUGUGGCGGGAGCCUCUUAAAGGGACACCCUGCCUGCGUUGGUCAGUUGGUGGCUGGUAAACCUGCAGUGGCUCAGAAUAGCAACACAGCACGGCAGCUUCCACGCUCUCCUCCCUCAUUUCAUCCUCUGUCUGUCGCUUUCCCUUGACACUUCUUUUCAUCUGCUCCUCCACUCUUCUCCUCUCUCCCUCUUGCUCACCUGGCAUUAGUCUGGUAAUCUAUGGAGUAAUGCGGUUACGUGGUCUAAAGAUCUGAGUCAGAGAGAGUGGUUGAGUCAUCAGUGUAGUGUUUAGACUAGAGGACAGACAGUCAGUCGGCAGGGAUCUCCUUUGCAACGCGUUUCAAAACGGGAGGGAAACGCACUGCCUGUGAGUCAUCAUACUGGAGAUAUAGCUACUCCGCCAUGGCGGGUUCGGGGGCUCUCACCAUGGCUGCAGCAUUUCAAGACUUCCAGAGGAGCGAGUCAGACCGGCUAAAUGAGAUGAAGGGUCAUCUCGAGAUUGCCUUACUGGAGAAACACUUCCUACAAGAGGAGUUGAGGAAGCUACGAGAGGAAACCAAUGUGGAGAAGAUAAAGGAAGAGCUGGAGAGAGAGAGAGGGAAGAGGCUCGACCUCGAACUGAGGAUGAACGAGGUGCUAAAAUCCAGUUUGGAAGACUCGCCGCCACAGCCUGCCCGUAAACCCCCGUCUCCAACGCCUGCUGCCAAUGGCAAAGACACAGACAAAGAGAAGCCGCCACAGGGGGAGACCCUGUACUUGCGGGCGUGGAGGUGGCUCUACGACAAGGUGGGGGUCUACAUAGAAGACUUCCGCUUCGUCCCGGAGGAGAACACUGUGGAGGCGGAGGAACCGCUAAGUGCUAAAAGGCUAACAGAAAACAUGAGGCGACUCAAGCGAGGAGCCAGACCGGUAACGAACUUCAUGAGGAACCUCUCAGCCUUAUCCAACUGGCACUCAGUAUACACCUCAGCUAUUUCCUUCAUAAUAUACAUGAAUGCUGCGUGGCAUGGCUGGGCCAUCCCCAUGUUCCUCUUCUUGGCCAUCCUGAGGCUCUCCUUGAAUUACCUCAUUGCUAAAGGUUGGAGGAUUCAGUGGAGCAUUGUGCCGGAUAUUACGGAUCCUAUAGAACCGUCAAAGGAUGACUUGACUGUGUCUGAAAAGUUCCAGUUAGUGCUUGACGUUGCACAAAAAGCCCAGAACCUUUUUGGUAAGAUGGCGGAUGUUUUGGAGAAAAUAAAGAACCUGUUCAUGUGGGUGCAGCCUGAGAUCACUCAGAAGCUCUACAUCAGCCUGUGGGUUGCCUUUCUCUCCUCCUGCAUACUGCCCUUUAAACUCGUGGGCUUCAUGAUUGGACUGUAUGCAGGGAUCAAAUUCUUCAUCAUAGACUUCUUGUUUAAGAGCUGUCCCAAGCUGAGGGACAAAUAUGACACACCUCACAUCGACUGGAACAACCUACCAACUGAUCCACAGCUGAAGGAGAGGACCAACGCUACAAUGUCCCGACGGCUGUCUGGGUCUGAGAAGAUUCAGCCUGUGGUGGCAAGAGGUAGCUUAGCAACCGUCCCGUGCGGUGUAAGCCUGGAUGGUGACAGCGCCAGGAUUCAUAGCACCAAGAAGGGAGCCUUUCAUGAGAUCUUCAACGUCUCAGAGAAUGAGCGCCCUCUACCAGUGUGUGAGAAUGGGUGGAGGUGCUGCCUCAUCAACAGAGACCGGAAGAUGCCAACCGACUACAUUCGAAACGGCAUGCUCUACGUUACAGAGAAUUAUCUGUGCUUCGAGAGCUCCAGUUCCAAAUCGGCCUCAUCCAAGAAGAAUAAGGUCAUUAAGCUGGUGGACAUCACAGAUAUCCAGAAGUACAAAGUGCUGUCUGUCUUACCUGGGUCUGGAAUGGGAAUCUCCAUAGCCACUCCCGCCACACAGAAGCCUCUGGUGUUUGGUGCCAUGAUCCAUCGAGACGAGGCCUUCGAGGCGAUCUUCACCCAGUACAUGAAGAUCAUUACCACCUCCAGGCCACCCUCGGGCAGCCCUGAGCUGUAGCCCUGCUAUCCCCAUGAACAGAGGGCUAGGCUGGGGUCAGGGCUGGGCCACCUUCCUCUGAACCCUCCCUGGCUGGAGGAAAGACAAUUGGGGGGGAAAGUGACAGGACACACACCUCUUCUCCUCCCUCUCUUAUUUACAGUGACUGGACAAUCUUCUCUUUUAUGACUGAGAGGUGUCUGUGCGCGCGUCUGUCUGGAGGUGGGACUUGUAGUCCAAUAGGGAUGGUGCACACAUUCCUGCACUCUUUCUAUGUUGGAACGUGGAUGAGGGGGAUGAAGAAGAAGGGAUGGGAGGGACAUUUUUAACACGCAUCUCAUCAUAGGAGAAGGAGCUGGCUCUCCUGCCUGCUUGCCUGACUGACAGCUUUAAUUCGCUUCAGAGGUGUGUGUGUGUGUGUGUGUGUGUGUGUGCUGCCCAGACAGUGCGUCUCUACUCACCUGUCUUCUCUCUGUCUGUCUCGCAAAGUCAGUGUAACUGUUACUGCUGUUCCUGCACGGAACCGUACAGACAGUAUGCCGUACGGUAGCUAGAUGUUUGUGUAGAAAACAAAAAGCUGCGAGAAAGUCGAGCCAACUCCUGAACAACGUUCAACAUGACACGAAGCCUUUUCCAUUAGUUUACAUCGUUGCUGUGGAUUUUCUGUGGAGACACGCAUGCACAUUUCAGCAACAAACCGUUUGCUUUCAGGUGUCUUUUCGCAUAUGACGUGUGUGUGUGUGUUAUACUUUCAACACUCACUACUGAACUGUACUGUGUCACGUACAGUAGUGUGGACCUUGGCGAUGAUGUUCAAUGUGAAAUGUUUUCAAAUGCCUGCCUUUUGAAUUCUGCUUAUUUCUGUAAUAACCAAUGGCAUGAUGAGGAACUGGACUUUGUUAAAGUAUGUCCUGGAUCUGUGGAUUGUGUUAUAAAACUAAAGCACACUCACUGUUAGAGAGCCAUAACAGACCUAAACCCUGAGUAAUGUGUCUAAACUGAAGGUAGAUAGUUUAAAUGUAACAUAACUGGUUCAGUGAACUAAACUUGUGUGCUGAGUAUCCCUGAGGCCUAAGUUAAUGCCUUGGCUUUAGCCUAGUAGGCCAACACAUUCUUAAGGUGCAUACUGUAGGUCACAUAAACAUACUAAGACCCAAAACCUGUGUUACUUCAGUUUUUAGUGACAUGAUACGGUAUAGUAGUACUAUAGUAGUUCUACGGUAAUACCACUAAUACCAACCUGUAGUAUUAACACUGGAGUGGUCAGAUGUGUACAAUAUGCUGUCCUGUUAAGAAGUAAUUUAACUUGGUUAACUUGACUAGUAACUAGUUAACUCCUGGAUGACUUAUCUCAGUAUUUCAAUGCAAAUCGAGUCAGUCAACUGGCCUAGUUCUGUAGUAUUCAUUGACCGCAGGAUGAAGUAGACGUUUGAACUGAAUAUUUGAAUGUCACUUUAUUAUUGUCACCAUUUGGGAUUUAAAGCUGGUCUUUUAUUUCUCAGAUAGGUUUGAUAUGUAGAAUUGUAAUGAAUGCCAAACUAAGUGGACGUGCACACUUUCUGUGUUUUGUAAGAUGGCUGGAAGAGUUAUUGUGGGUAAAUAUUUCUCGUUUCUCGUUUACUGCAAAUGAGAGAGGAGAUUGUACCAUGCUCUUCGAUCCUUUUUUUUUGCCUCAGCACAACAAGCUAGUCCCCUAAAGCGCGUUCAUCUUCCCACACUGUUAACAAGCCCAUAUAAACUUUGUUAGUUAUUGUCUUACAAAACCCAAUCUCCAGUUGUGUUACGACUGGAUACAAAAUAUCAUUUCUGGAGAUUGUCUAUUGUCUAAGGAACUCAUGAUGUUAGUGUGUUGAUUGAAUGAUUGUCUGACUGUACGUUACUGUAGUCUUAAUGCUUACCUGGAACCUUUCUUAGUGGAUUAGUAACAGCUAACUUUGAGAUCUGCAUUCAGGGUCUGUCCUAAAAGAAGCAUACUGAAUGUAUUGUGUUACUGCUGUAAACGCUUAGUUACAUUGUUUUGUUGCCAAAACGUAAUUUCUUUCUUUUACUGCCCGCCAUACUCUGCCUACACUGAUGUUUACUGAAGGUUGGGUUAAAAACCUUUAAUUGAUUUUGUUUUUCUUUUGUUUGGAUUGUCGGUUUGAGCUCCUAGCCACAGGCGGAGUUAUGAAGACCGGACAGAUAUCUUCCUCUUGCGUUUGAAUUACUGUGUCAACUGUCAGCUUUUAAAUCGGCUCAGACUGGUCUCAGGACAACCUCUGCUGCUCACCUUCAUCCCAACAGCAAACGUAAGCCUGAUCUCUGACCUGUUUAUAAUGCUUUAAUAGCUAAAGCUAAAGUUUAGCUCUUCUGUUGAGUUUGUUGUCAUGGCAAAUACUAUACAUGUACUGCAUAGCGUGGUAAUGAAAGUCAGAGGAGUUGGAUCAAGCAUAUAGUAACAGAUCUGGGACCAGGCUAACAGUAGAUAGACGGUGACAUCAGAGAACAUUCUAGUCAGAUUAUAUUGCACGUCAAUCACGCUGCAAAAAAAACGUCAGUGAUCGUUCUAAUGGUAGUGGCGUGCAGUACAUGGUAAAAUCAUAAUCUUUUAGCUAUUUUUGGAUCACUCACAGGCCUUCCUUACAGACAGCACGGGUCAUCAUGGCGACUCCGAGACCUUCUGUCCACUGGUUUCUAUUGGUUUUGACUUCUGUGGCUUCGUUGUGUUAACCAAGUAUGAGUUGUAACUCAAAAUGUAAACAUGAGUCAAUUACUUCAUGAUAUUCCCAUGCAGUAUAUCACUGCAAAGUUCAAUAUACUGCAAUCAUCUGUCAGUUGUGGGUAAUUAUUUGUCAUCUGUGGGUCCGAGGACUAAAAUGACGAAAGAGGAAUUUCUAUACAAUAACGUAAUCCAUUGAUUUUUAAAGAGAACAAUGUCCAUUGUAAAAUAUGUGGUGUCCAUUUUUUUUUAAUAUAAAUAAAAAUAAUUAAGUA
Messenger RNA from Salvelinus fontinalis (brook trout), 5352 nucleotides. Its product is annotated as GRAM domain-containing protein 4-like. Gene Ontology annotation, biological process: negative regulation of toll-like receptor 9 signaling pathway; apoptotic process. Bases 766 to 2400 code for a protein of 544 amino acids. NCBI's taxonomy places the organism in Eukaryota, Metazoa, Chordata, Actinopteri, Salmoniformes, Salmonidae. The transcript has 19 exons. The record is from RefSeq and is a predicted model, not a curated record.